Messenger RNA from Melopsittacus undulatus (budgerigar), 2043 nucleotides. It is a transcript of the gene IFRD2, whose product is annotated as interferon related developmental regulator 2. The record is from RefSeq and is a predicted model, not a curated record. Lineage: Eukaryota; Metazoa; Chordata; Aves; Psittaciformes; Psittaculidae. The coding region runs from base 19 to 1302 and encodes 427 amino acids. The transcript has 12 exons.
GCUUCGGGAGCUCAGGCUAUGCCGCGGUUCCGCCGAGCCACGUGCCGUGGCCCCGGCGGCGGCCGGGCCGGCUCUCCCGGUAGCGAGGAGGAGACCGGCAGCGAGGUGCUGAGCCACGGCAGCAGCGCCAGCGAGGGGGGCAGCCCCGCCGAGGAGCACACAGGGAUCGAGGCGGCGGGGGAGAAAGGCCAGGAGGAAGAGGCGGAGGACAGGCUGAAGGAGCACAUGGACAACCUCCUGGACAAGAGCGCCAAGACGCGGCUGGCGGCACUGCGGAGCUUGCGCUUGGCCUUCUCCUCCAGAACCCUCUCCGAGUUCCUGCUGGAGCGGCGCCUCACGCUCACUGACUCGCUGGAGAAGUGCCUUAAGAAAGGUAAAGGGGAAGAACAGGCGCUGGCAGGCGCCGUCCUCGCCCUGCUCUGCCUCCAGAUGGGCUCUGGCCCGGAGGCAGAAGAGGUGUUUCGCAGCGUGAAGCCCCUGCUCGUCAGUGUCCUGACAGACAGCAUGGCCAGCCCUGGCGCCCGGCAGAGUUGUGCCACAGCCUUGGGCAUGUGCUGCUACAUUGCUGCUGCUGACCUCGAGGACUUGGUCUCCUGCCUGUCCUGCUUGGAGAGCAUCUUCAGCCCCCCCAGCACAUCUGAGGGGGGCUCAGCACCCUCCCAGCAUGGCCCUCUGCACUGCAGUGCACUCCAGUCAUGGUCUCUGCUCCUCACCAUCUGCCCCUCAUCCCACAUCAAGAGCAUCUUGGACAAUGCCUGGCUGAGGCUGCCACCGCUGCUGGCCAGCAGCAAUGUUGCGCUGCGCAUCCUGGCUGGGGAGACCGUCGCGCUGGUCUUCGAGCUGGCUCAGGACAUGGAGGUGGACUUGUGCCACCAGGAUACGGUGUUCCUGUGUGCCCAGCUCAGGGUCCUGGCUACUGAGAGCAACAAGUAUCGAGCCAAGAUGGACCGACGGAAGCAGCGCUCCAUCUUCCGGGACAUUCUGCACUUCAUUGAGAGCUGCGAGUACCAGGAGGAGACCAUCCGUUUUGGCCUGGAGUGCAUGUACCUGGACAGCUGGGCAUGCCAGCGCACCUACCAGGUCUUCAAAGAGGUGCUGUCCUCUGGCAUCUGCCACCAUCUCCAGAACAAUGAGCUGCUACGGGAGAUCUUUGGCCUUGGGCCCCCCUUGGUGCUGGAUGCAGCUGCUCUGAAAGCCAGCAAGGUCUCCCGCUUCAAGAAGCACCUUUACAACUCGGCUGCUUUCAAAGCGCGCACGAAAGCCCGGAGCCGGAUGCGGGACAAGCGGGCAGAUGUGCUGUGACGGGCAGAGGGGCAGAGCCCCAUACCUACAUGGACUGCAGACCCAGCACUGUGAGGGGCCGGUGCCCCCACCUUAUAUUCAUGUACAGCCAAGUAUUUAAUACCUGGAGCUGCCCCACCAGGGGCUGCCCCUCUUUUAUUUUUUUAAACCAAAGCAAAAAGAAGGAUGAAAGAAGAGCGGGGGGAGGUGGUGGCAUCUGCUGUGUGCCUGCUCUGGGGCUGGGGCUCUGUGUGCCAUGGUGCAGGGGUCCACAGGACUCCUGCAGCCCCUUUCAGUGAGCACAGCUCAUGUAUCCCCUCCCCAGUCUCAUGGACGCCUGGCACAGUGUGAAGGGCUGGGUGGGAGGGCAGAGCCAUGCAGGGCAGCUGGCAGCACAGUGCCUGUGCUGGUGGCCCGAGUGUUCCCCACUGCCAUGCUGGGCACAGCCUCUGCCUCCACAGCCAACCUGGCAUCCAGGUUGGUGGCGGAGCAGUCUGGGGCAUCAGACUCUGCCCAGUCCUGCCAGGCUCUGAGCCCUUUUCCAGCCAAGUGCUUUAUAUGAAAUAGUUCUCUUAUGGGAAAUGAAUUACAGGGGCAUGGCAUAGUGGGCAAGUCCUAGUGGUGCCUGUGCAGCCUCAAGGGCUGAUGCCCGCGUGGGCAAGGGGCUGUGCCAUCUGGGAGUGCCUUUUGCCUCAGGAAUGUAUUUGUGGUGGUGAUUUUCUAAGACUUUGAUUACAGGAGGUAAUUAAAAGGCUAAUUGGA